This is a messenger RNA of Guyanagaster necrorhizus, 2580 nucleotides long. RefSeq names its product cora-domain-containing protein. Gene Ontology annotation, biological process: intracellular magnesium ion homeostasis; magnesium ion transmembrane transport. Bases 62 to 2212 code for a protein of 716 amino acids. Lineage: Eukaryota; Fungi; Basidiomycota; Agaricomycetes; Agaricales; Physalacriaceae. Gene Ontology annotation, molecular function: magnesium ion transmembrane transporter activity. The record is from RefSeq and is a predicted model, not a curated record. Gene Ontology annotation, cellular component: membrane. The transcript has 6 exons.
GUGUAUUCCGCACUUUUUGAGCGAUCUCUUCUACUUUUCUGUCAUUGUUUUGCCUGUGACGAUGAGCUCCCCCCCAAAUGAUAUUCCUGUCCUGUCGACCUCGCCGGCUUCGGUGCAAGGCGGUUCUCCAGUUCGUUGCAGGGACAACGUUAGUCCCAGCGAUGACCGUCCUCGACAUUCGCCCACUCUUGCUCGCUCUUUCGACCCCAAUGACCCCCAAGUAGUGGAACGUCAAAGGACCAUGGACGUUGACAUGGCCAUGCAUCUUUCCCGAGCCCGUCGAGAGACUAUAAUCUCAUCUCCUGUCUUAUCACCAUACGAAACUCCAGCUCCUCAGGACAGCUCAUUCCAGCCAAUAUCGGUGCUCUCACCAAAUGAAGAGAACGAGAUUAACAUUGCGCGAGGCGAUGCAGAGGCAGACAAUGCUGGAGAAGAUGCGGCGACAACAAGACGACAGCCAUCCUUCGUCGACUUGCGGGGCCACGUUCAUCAGAGUCACGAUCCAUCCUUGCUUGUCAGUCUUGACACUAACUUCGAACCUCACGAUGAUCCUCCGUCUUCUGCAUUCGGUCUGCCCACAUACCAGGCAAAUGUUUCCCAUGCCAGAUUCGACUUUAGAAUGAUGGAAGAGUUCGCAGAGACAGAAAAGGCAGCGUUGGGUAUAUCAUCCCCAGCAACAAAAUUUGUUCUACCAGAGCCACGUAUUGGGAACUUACCCAACGAGGGUCCUUCAGAAGGAUCAGGUCCUUCAGUCUUCACAAUCCCGACCCCCCGCACGGCUCGCCAGCGCAAGCUCAGUCAGAGCAAUUCGAACCCCCGUAUGCGCAAAGGCAUCGGCAAGAAGCUUGCUUUGUUCGAAGGAAACGCAGGCACAGUUCCUCCUUCUCUUCCAGGUCGUCUCGGGAUGCCAUUUGGUGGCAUCCAGCUCCCUUCCUCGACCGACGACCUCCCUGCUCAAGUUCCACCUGGACCAGGGUUUGGCAUACUGAAUGCUGGCCAUGACCGGCCUUAUCGCUUCUCUUUUUACUCCAACGCACUCUCCGCUACCAUUCAUGCACGAAGUCUUAGCGAGCUACCCGCCGACGGUCAAUCGUUCGAAGACCUCUUUGCCGGUAUUGCGACGGCCUCACCUUCGAAUUCUCGUCCCAAUGCACAAACCGAUGGACGCCAAAGUUAUGCCCCAAGGAACGGGUCGCACGGUUAUUUCCCACCAGCUGAAAAACCCUCUUAUGACAUUGGCAAUAAGAUAACUGGUGGCAUGAUUCCAAAUGGCAACUUUGACGGUUCAACGUGGUGGCUGGAUGUACAGAGUCCUACAGACGAGGAAAUGAAAGUAUUGAGCAAGGUUUUCUCAAUUCACCCUCUCACAACCGAAGACAUCCAGAUGGAAGAAAUUCGCGAGAAGAUCGAGCUUUUCCGCAACUACUACUUAGUCUGCUUCCGCAGUUUUGACCAAGAUCCAUACAGCCCUACACAUCUAGAACCACUCAAUAUGUAUAUUAUCGUUUUCCGUGAAGGUACAAUAUCGUUCCACUUCCGACCCACUCCUCACCCACAAAACGUCCGUCGGCGCAUUAAACAGCUGAAGGACUAUAUCAGCGUCACCUCUGACUGGAUUUCCUACGCUCUCAUUGAUGACAUUACCGACGCUUUCGGCCCAUUAAUUCAAAAUAUUGAAUACGAAGUCGACAGUAUCGAUGAGAUCGUGCUCAUUAUCAAGGAAGCAGAUCAGAGCGACAUGCUUAGGAGGAUCGGGACCUGUAGAAAGAAGGUCAUGGGCUUGCUUCGGCUUAUGGGAAACAAAGCCGACGUCGUAAAAGGAUUAGCAAAGAGGUGCAAUGAGAAUUGGCAAGUUGCACCGACUUCAGAUAUUGGUCUCUACCUCUCAGAUAUUCAAGACCAUCUUAUCACCAUGACUCAGAAUCUCAACCACUAUGAGAAGAUCUUGUCUCGCUCUCAUUCGAACUACCUGGCUCAGAUCUCUAUCGAGAUGACAGAUGCCAACAACCAGAUCAACGAUGUCCUCUCGAAACUGACUGCACUUGGUACCAUACUUAUUCCGAUGAACUUGGUUACCGGUCUUUGGGGAAUGAACGUCCACGUACCUGGCCAGGGUGUCCCAGGCUACUCCUGGUUCAUCUCGAUAAUUGCCUGUCUCGCCACUUUCGCACUCAUCGGAGGCUAUUCGACGUACAAGUUUAUGGUGCGAUAGACUUCAGCAUUCAUGAUUUCAUGAUAUUGUUAUUAUAAUUGUUGUAUUUCUAUCAUCCUGUGACCGCAGUAAUACUGCAAGCAAGGAUAGCGGUGAGGUACAAGCAGUGUGCGUUAUAAUAACCAGUUGUCGGAAAGAACACAUUGCGUCUAAUCAUUAGAUAUGGAAUCAGAUAUUGAUAAACGUAGGCACUUGCACCUACUCCAUUGUUGACCAUUGUAAUACACAGCCUUGAAGUUAUUUACUCGCACCGUAGCGUCGUUCUAGUCGACACGAUUAUAUCUGGGUUCGCUUUUCUUCGUUCACACUGCACAUGUAAAUAACGAGGACGUGUUUCUUCCAGUUUAUAAUAUAGCAUUGAUAUUACA